CCCCGAGUCCGCGCGUGUUUUUUUCUUUAAAGUUUCAUUUUAUUUUAUUUUAAUGCAGCCCUAAUUCUUCGCCCUGCCUCCCAAGCCUUCAGGAAGAUCGCAAAAAGAGAGAGAGAGAGAGAGAAAAGGAAGAAGCGUCAAAGCCACAAGACGAUGCAACGCCCCGCCGCCCUGCCGAGAGCAAAAGCCUGUCGCGGCCCCCCUUCGGCCUGAAAAGCAGAAGCCCGUCUGAUUCUGCCCGACGGCUCCUCUGCCUCAGCCCGCGCCCAUGACUAGCGAGCGGUGGCGGCAAAAAAGGCGACCGUAGUCAGAAGAGGCGGCGGCUGAGGAGGAGAAGGAGGAGGAGGAGGACGGCUGAGCCCUCCCCUCCUCCUCGUUUUUUUGCCUGGGCGAAGAAUGCCGGAGGCGCCUGUGGCCGCCCUGCGCGGAGCUUGAAGGCAGCGCCUGGUGCCUCCGUCGUCGACGCCUAGCCUCGACCAUGGUGGUGGCUCCCUUUUCCUGAAGCCGAGCGGCUUUUAUAGCCAAGGACGGAGGGUUUUCCGCCGUCCCCCUGGCCGCGGGCUGGUAUGCGCGGGCAGCGGCGGGAUGGCCUCGGCUGUGUUUGAGGGCACCUCGCUGGUGAACAUGUACGUGCGGGGCUGCUGGGUGAACGGCAUCCGGAGGCUGAUCGUCAACCGACGCGGGGACGAGGAGGAGUUCUUUGAGAUCCGAACCGAGUGGUCGGACCGGAACGUCCUUUACUUGCACCGCAGCUACUCGGACUUGGGCCGCCUCUUCAAGCGCCUGCUGGACUCCUUCCCGGAGGAUCGCCCCGAGCUGUCACAGUCCCCCUUCCUCCAAGGCUUAAUUACAAUUAAAGAGUCUCAUGACAUAGAAGCCAGGCUGAACGAGGUAGAGAAGCUUCUAAAGAAUAUUAUAAAUAUGCCUUGGAAGUAUUCCAGAUCUGAAGUUGUCCUCACCUUUUUCGAAAGGUCUCCUUUAGAUCAAGUGUUAAAAAACGACAACGUCCAUAAAAUCCAACCAAGUUUCCAGAGUCCAGUUAAAAUAUCUGAAAUCAUGCGUUCGAACGGAUUUUGUUUAGCUAAUACUGAAACGAUAGUGAUUGAUCACAGUAUACCGAACGGCAAAGAAAGACACUGUGAUGCCGAUUCAGCAGAACACUUGUUUGAAAAUGUUAGUGAAUUUACCUCUGAGUUGCAGGACACUGAUGACCCAACAGCUUAUGUCACCAACUUGUCAUACUAUCAUCUGGUUCCAUUUGAAACAGAUAUUUUGGACUAAGACUGUAAAACAGACUUCACGGCUGACAUCAGGCAAUUGUCUUUUCUUGGGCAUUCAGUGCCUCCCCCGCAGCUUUUGCACUGAUGAUGCCUGCUAUAGGUAUAUGACACAAGACAGAAAAGGAUUCCUACAAAUGUAAAUCUGGAAGGCUGAUAUCAUUGUUUGAUUCUUCACUGUGGCUGCCUGGGUCAACUUGCAAGGGUGCUUUUCUCCUCUAAUGGGCAAAGAAAUUUUUAUAUGGCCAAAAAGAAUGAAGCAAGGACAUCAAAAGCUUAAGUUGAUUCAAAGAAUAAGUGAUGCACUGAUAAAACUUUGAUGAUUCCAAAAUGGAAACAAAGCAUCAGCGGUACCAAUAGCUACGGUGAAUUUUGAAAAGAAACUUCAUGUUCUUCCUCGGUCAAGCGGUCUCCAAUCCCACCCAACGUUUUGAACUUCUUUUUAAUUGAAAGAUUCAUUAUGAUCAGACGCUAGAGGAUUUAUAUUUUAUAUUUUCAUUUCUCAUGACGGCUUGCAAGAAACGUCCAGUAGUUUGUUUACAGGGAAGUAUUCCAGAGUAAGUGAUGCCUUAUGUAAUGUGUGCCUACAAGAAAUAAGCUCAUGAAUUGACUGCUUAGUUUAAUUUAAUUUGAAACCGAGGAUUUUAAUCUGUUGAGCAGCUAUCAUUUUCUCCUGAAAUAAAUAAUAAUAGUGAAACAAAAGAGUAAAUAAGCAAGUUGUAGCUCAAAGAUAAAGGGAAAUGCUGAUGAGUUUUAAGUGAUCCAUCUAAACUUUUGGGUUUUUUUCCCCAGGAAUUCUCCAUGAUUUUUUUUUCUUCUACAAUAGGAACAUUUUGCAAUGCUCAGUAUUAAUGUUUACACAGGUGGGGUACAUUUCUUCCUGUCACUUAACUUUCCAUGGACUAGAACAAGUAACUUGCCAAAAGUAUGAUUUCCAUGGUGAGUAAUCUGCAGCACCGCUCUCUUAAAUAUAAAUAACAACAAAGGAAUAUGGAGUGGAAUUCACAGUUUGGUGGGAUGGAUUCAUGUUAUCAAACAGCUUUAAUGUUAUGAAUUAUGUGCCGCAAAAACACUGCUUUCUGUGGCACAUCACUGGCAUGCGCAGUAUGAGCUUCAGCCCAGAGAAAAAUCUGAUCUUGCAUUAGGUGAUUUUACAGCAGCAAAGCUUAAACAUUUGUGAAAGGAGAGAACAUUUUCUUCCACUCAUAAUAGGAAUGCAAGCGAUUAUUCAUACCCCUCAAUCAGCUUAUUACUGCUAUCAUUAUUUGAAAAUUACCCCACUGUUCUGUUUAAGGACCAGCCUUCCUCCCCGGCUCAUCUUGUGUGAUAAGUAAAAGUAAAGGAGUCCCUUUUUACUCUGCUAGUCAUUGCUGACUAUAGGGAGUGGUGCUCAUCUCCAUUUCGAGGCCAUUGAGUCAGCACUGUCCAAAGACGUAUCCGUGGUCCUGUGGUCAGCAUGACAUCAUGUAGCGCUGAGCAGUCAAGACACUGGGCUUGUCGGCAAGCGCCGCGUGACGGGGUGAGCUCCCAUUCUUGCCCCAGCUCCUGCCAACCUAGCAGUUCGAAAGCAUGCAAACGUGAGUAGAUAAAUAGGUGUCACUUCAGUGGGAAAGUAAUAGCAUCUGUUAUGAUAAGCGAACAAGAACUUCUUUUCCUGUAAUAAUAGCAUAGGACCGUGGUGGCGAACUAUGGCAUGAGUGCCACAUGUAGCAAGGAGAGCCCUUUCUGUGGGCAUGCGUGCCAUUGCCCCAGCUCAGCUCCACCGUGCAUGCACAUGCUCUUCCCGCCUGCCAGCUGGCCUUUGGGUCUUGGCCGCGCAUGUGCAGGGGCCGGGGGUGCAUGCACGUGGGACAUCCUUGCAUUUUGGGUAUGUGCACGUGCACAUUUUGGGCACUCGGAGUUCGCCUUCACUGGCAUAGGAGAUUGAUGGCCUACAGUACCAAAACAUUGACAUGCAGCCUAUAUUGAACUUCUGUACUCAUUUGUUAAGAAUGCAGGCACUUCCCCAAAGCGUGAUCCUUGUCGUUCUUAGACCUUCCUUUCAGGUGGCCAUAAGCCCGAAGAAGAGAAUAUACAAUUCUCCAUGAAAGAGGUAUGGCAGAAGUAAAAUCCAUGGAGCUAAGGCCACGAAUGAGACAUGGAUGGAGAAAAGAGAAUUGAUUCUCCCGUGAAAAUACAACAGCCAAAACGGGGCUUAAACUGCUGGGUGUUGUUGUUUUAACAUUGAUCUGAGAGAGAGCUCACAGGGUAGCAUUCAACCACAUAGUGAUUGAAUUAUUUACAAGAGGCCCAUCUGCAGGUGUUUCAGUCAUCACUUCCUUUGUCAAGAUGUUCUGGAAUUGUUCUGUAUUUUAGAGUUAGGUUACAGUGAAUUAUUGAUGCCAAGCUGUAGUUUACAAGGAUUGGGAAAUGACAGUGAAGGCAGUAUUAAACCAACAAAUGCUUGCAAUGUUGAUUAAUGUCCAUAAUGUAAUGGAAAUCAGUACAUUCUAUUAAUUAAUUCUGUUUCCCCCCUCUUGGCUGGGAAGCAUAUGGUACAUCUUCCUCAUCGCUAAAGCUUUUCAGAAUCUUUUGUAUAAUAACUGUAAAGCAACAUUUGCAAUUGUAAAUAUUAAUAAGUUAUUGAAAAACCUAACUCUUCUACAAAAUAUGUUUCCAUUAUAUUUUAAUGAAAUAAAAGUAUUACUCAUCUUCAAUGUAA
Pseudonaja textilis is the source of this 3978-nucleotide messenger RNA. RefSeq names its product PX domain containing 1 (gene PXDC1). NCBI's taxonomy places the organism in Eukaryota, Metazoa, Chordata, Lepidosauria, Squamata, Elapidae. Gene Ontology annotation, molecular function: phosphatidylinositol binding. The record is from RefSeq and is a predicted model, not a curated record.